UCAGCCAGUGAAACACUUCAUGUGUUAAACUUGUUAAAGGGGAAGUGAUGAAGCUGAAGGCGUCUCGCUGCUGCUCAGACUGAUGUUCAGUCGUCAUCCAGACACGAUGAAGACUCCGUGUGUCUCUCUGCUCCUCGGUGUGUGUGUGCUGCUGCUGUCUGCACCGACUGUUUCUGCAGUGUCUCUGUCUGUCAGUCCAAACCUUCAGCAGUUCUUCACUGGAUCUUCUCCAGUGUAUCUGAGUUGUGUUGAUGAUGGACAGACAGCUGAUGGAUGGACAGUGAAGAGGACCAGAGGAAACCUCACUGAGGACUGUGGAGCAGCUGGUUCAGAGUUUAGUAGGUUUAACAGUUCCUUCUGUGUUUUCGGUCUCUCCACUGGUGGAAAUUUCCUGUGUGUAAGCUCAUCUGGACAUCAGAGUGAUGAAGUCUCCAUCAGUGUCUCAGAAGGAGGUGUGAUCCUGGAGAUUCCUGCACUUCCUGUCAUGACAGGAAGUGAUGUCACUUUGUACUGUACACCCAAAGAGGGAGAAAGACGAAAAUCUUACUUCAUCAGAGAUGAUGUUACACUUGGAUCUGGACCUGAAGGAAAGUGGAUUCUCUCUAAAGUCCAGCGGUCUGAUGAAGGUCUCUACUCGUGUUUUACUGAUAUUCAUCCACGUUCUCCUCAGAGCAGACUGAGGGUCAGAGUUCCUCCCAAAAUCAUCCAUCCUCCUCCUCACUGUCCUCCUCCUCCAUGCAACUCCACAAACUUUGCUCCUCCCUUAAAAACUGCUCUUACGUGUCCUCCCUGUACUUCUUCUCCUCCUCCUCCUCCUCCUCCUCCUCCUCCCUCUCUCCUGGUCCCAGUUGUAGCAGGUCUGGUCUCUGGGCUUCUCCUGGUUCUGGUUCUGGGUGGAGUUCUGUUCCUCUGCAGUAAACUAAAAGGAGGUCGGGGAGCAGACCUGUGGAGCUGUGGAGGUGACGGCUGUCUGAGACGGAGCGUCUGCCUCUGCUUUUCAGGCCUGUUUCUGCUGACUGCUGCAGGUGUGUGUGUGCUGCUGCUGUCUGCUCUGACCGUUUCCACAGCUUCUCCUCCUCCCUCUGAGUCUGUGCUGAGGCUCUUCUGCCAUCUAGUGGUCUUCUGUCCGUACUGCAUCUCCACUGGUCUGCUGCUGUCCAUCUGCUGCAGCAGGAGGACACCGAACAAACCGGCCGUCUCCAUGGAGAUGAUCCAGCGUGAUGGAGGUGGUCAGGGACUGGCUGAAGAUGGUGAUGAUGUCACUGCUGAUGUCACCACUGAGCAUGCCUUCUGAGCUGCAGACUGUGUGUCAGGGUACCAGCAUCUGCAGUAUUUCUGUAUCUUGAUUCCUCUUUUGCUGUAUUGGAGAAAAGUUCCAGUGUUUACUGUCAGUGUGGAUUAGUUAGGUUUGAGUUUAUCGCUUCAUCCCUGUUUCCUGUGUAAGUCUGUCCUCUGUGUCUGUCUCCUCUGUCUGUAUUGUGCCUCCUGUACAUUCUCUCCAGUCCAUCACGUGCGUCUCUUCCCGUUGUCUUCUUCUGGUUCUUCCGUUCUUCCCUCCCGUCUCCUGUGUCAUGUUGUGUGAAUUAAUGUUUCCUGUUUUACUUUGACAGUGUCACAUCCUGUGUUCAGUUUUUGUAGUUUUGCUUCCUGUGUGUCGUCAGGUCCACUCUUCCGAUCGUGGAACUCUGAUGUGUUUUUAUCAGUCAGUAAGUUUACCUCAGUGUACGAGGUGACAAACUAACUUCAUCGUCUAAAUUUGUUACUGAGGUCUGGACGAUGAACACACCCCUGUAAACUCUCCCACUAAUACUUCAGGAUAUUCUCUUACCCAAUAAAAUGGUCACUGCUAAAUAAACACAGCUGUGUGUUGAACCAAAAUCAUACAUGUUUCCAUGUAGAAAUGUCCUGAUGCACGCUCAGUGAUCCAGGUAAGGAGAUCCCUAAAGGUUGCCUCUAGAUCUGACCUGUGUGACCUCUGAGGCUCCAUCACUGAGUGUAUUCAGCAGAUACAGAUACAAACAUUUCCCCUGUUCAUGUCAGUGUGCAGUGCUGUUUACACAGCAUCCACCUGACCACUGAGACUGGGAGGAGUCACAGCUCCUGGGUGGGCCGGGUCAGGAAAGCUACCAGAUCAAACCUGUGGACCCAGCUGCUGUGGAGCUCUCAGUGGGAUCUCUGGAGCAGUGAAUUCAGAUUUGAUUGAGGUUAACUGCAUUUGUGCUUGCUGCUUCUUCCUACAAGGGUCAGAGUUCACAGGUCAGAUCCAGGUUUGUCCAAAGAACUACAGAAGACAGAGACAACGACGGCUCCAGGACCUGAGCCAGAGAGACCAACAGGACUGAAUCCACCCAACUGUACAAAACUCUGGACGCAUAAAUAUGUAAAUAACAACUGAACAUAUUUAACUCAUAAUAGAAGAGAGAAAACAUGUGGACUGUUUAAACUGAGGAAUUGUUGAUAAAAUGAGCUCCUUUUUAAUUGGCUGGCAUAGAAAGAGCAUGUUAGAGAGGCAGACAGAGACUCAGCAGCUGUAGAGUCAUGUUCCUCACUGUGAACAUCUCAUCAUCUACAGAACAUGAUCUCAUCAGGAGACUCAGGGUUCAGUUAACCUUUGACCUUCAGCAGCGCUGCUUUGACCUUUGACCUCCAGAUGUGCCCACGAUGAAGAAACAGCGUUGUCUCCUCAACAGAGGAUCAGUUUGAUCAGACACUGCUGGGACUGAGGAGUCUUUCUAACUCGUCCGUUUAUGUAGAACAGGACUCUAGACUUUUUGCCAUGGUUGCACCGGUGCUGGGUAUCAUCACUGAUUUCUAUAAUCCAUUCGAUUCCGGUUCUCAAAGUCCUGAUUCGAUUCAAU
Messenger RNA from Oreochromis aureus, 2858 nucleotides. RefSeq lists its product as uncharacterized. Gene Ontology annotation, molecular function: transmembrane signaling receptor activity. The record is from RefSeq and is a predicted model, not a curated record. Gene Ontology annotation, biological process: cell surface receptor signaling pathway. The coding region runs from base 83 to 1294 and encodes 403 amino acids. The transcript is spliced from 9 exons. Lineage: Eukaryota; Metazoa; Chordata; Actinopteri; Cichliformes; Cichlidae.